Linum tenue is the source of this 5511-nucleotide messenger RNA. The record is from the annotation of a GenBank genome assembly. Lineage: Eukaryota; Viridiplantae; Streptophyta; Magnoliopsida; Malpighiales; Linaceae.
AUGGUGGUUGAUACGAUGAGAAUUGCAGUUGAUGGCAAGAGAUAUUCACUUCUGACGAUCAAGGUGUGCUCCAGAUGGAUCCGCAGGCAUCCAGUUCUGGUGUCUUCCCUCUGCGUCUUGGUAUUUCUGUACAGAUCUUUCCCGUUUUGCUUCUCCGUUUUGGUCUCUGCAUCCCCUGUUCUGUUCUGCACUGCGAUUCUGCUUGGUACCCUCUUGAGCUUCGGGGAACCCCACAUCCCGGAAAUUGAUCUCCAUAACCCCGAACUGGUAGCUACUACUAGCACUAGCCACCAGGACGAUAGCUUGUUCGAGAAACAUGGAUUGACGUCGUCGUCGGAGGACCACGUCACUGUGGUUCAGAGAGCGGAUAACGAAGUGGGUUCCGUGGUGGAGAUGAAGGGUAGUGUAAUUGAGGAAGAAGAUGGAAGAAGUAAGAGUUGUUCCCCUGUUGUUGUUGUUGAAGAGAAGUCUAGAGAGAUUCAGUUUGCAGAGCAAGUGGAGAAAGUGUUCAGCGAGCUGGAGAUGAAGUUGAGGAAGAAGGAGGAGAAUGGUGGUGGUGUCGGUGAGAAUCAUCAGUAUGCUCGUGUGGGAGACUUGGGAGAUAAAGAUGAUAAUGGCAAGUUGGGAAAUGGCGAGAAUGACGAUGGUGGUGUUACUAUGUCUGCAGGGGAGUUUCUUGCUUCUCAAUCUGGGAAUCGGUCAAUGGAAGAAAAGGAAGAAGAAGAGUGUGAGGAAUGUUCGGAGGAUUCGGGGUCUGAUGGAGCUGAGAGCUCUUCACCAGAUGCUUCAAUAGCCGACAUUAUGCCAAUGCUUGACGAGCUUCAUCCACUUUUAGACGAAGAAGCUCCACAGCAAGGGCUGAUUUCUCGUUAUGGCUCUGCUUCUGAAGGAUCUCAGCGUAACAGAGAUAGUAGCAGUGUUGAUUCGGAGGAAGAUUCAGGCAAUCAUGUGGAUGAAGAAGAAGAAGAGGAGGAAGGAGUAGAGAGUGAAGGUGCCCAAACUGGUAAAGAGGACGAGAGCAAAUCGGCCAUUGUGUGGACCGAAGAUGACACGAAGAAUCUCAUGGACUUGGGGACUUCAGAGCUUGAACGGAACCAGAGGCUGGAGAGUCUAAUUGCUAGAAGGAGAGCUAGGAGGAACUCAAGAGCUGUGAUUGAGAAGGAGAAGAAUCUAAUAGAUUUCGAUGGUGGCGGUGAUCUUCACUUUAAUGUGCCACCCAUUUCGACAUCUAGACGGAACCCAUUCGACCUCCCGUAUGAUUCGUAUGAUGAUGCUCCUGGUUCUGCUCCUUCCAUAAUGUUGAAGAGAAGAAACCCUUUUGAUUUGCCAUAUGAUUCCGGGGAAGAAAAGCCCGAUCUCAAAGGGGAAAGUUCUGAUCUGGAAUUCGCAGGGUUUCAACAUAGGGAACAACAACCAGGGCCAGUGUUCAGGAGGCACGACAGUUUCAAUGUUGGGCCCUCAUAUCUGGGCGGAUUUGUUCUUCCUCCUCCCAACAAGCAAGAAAGGCUGGAUGUUCUAUGGAAACCUUAUUUCUUGCCCGAACGGUUUGUUCAUAAUCAUGAAGGAACAACAACAAGCAGCAGCAACUUCCCAGGUGGUUUCCAGAGGCAGUUGAGUGAAAUUAGUGAAUCGAAGAUGAGCUCGAUUCCUGAUACUGAAUCAGUGAUUUCGGUGUUGGAAGAAGAAGAGGACAAGAAGAAGCUAAUAAGUGAAAAAGAUGUACAUCACGAGAUGGAAUCAGAAGAACUGAUUGCUAAUAAUGUUGAUACCUCUUCUGUGUUGGUUGAACAUGGAAGUCUGUCGUCGUCAUCUGUUGACGGCAUUGGUGAUAAUGAUGCAGAACCUGAUGAAAGGAGAAGAGACGUUCAUCAUCAUCAUGAAGCAGAUAUAGAAGAGAUGAAUACAAGUGAGAUCCUGUUGCGAAUGGUUGAACCGGACGGUGACGAGGAAUAUAGCAGUCCGUCAAGUUUGUCAUCAUCUUCUGAACCAGGUGAUGACAAGAUAACUGAUGGGCAGAAGGUAUUAUUGACAAAUCAUGAGAUGAAAGUUGAGGUUCCGACAACACAGACCCUGCUCCACGUGAAUUCUCAUCCUGAAAAUGAUGGCCCAAGAGUUUCAACAGACACUCUAGACCGUCAUUCCAUAGGUUCAACGGUGGAUGAAAGUAAGCAUGAGGAGCCUGUUUUUGACUCGAGUCCCCCGGAACUGGAUAAAUUUCUCUCCUUUUCUUCGAUUUCUUCUGAUAUACAAGCAGAAAUAGCAGAAAUGGCAGAGAAGGCAUAUUUGAGCAAAAAGGGCCUUCUUCAACUUGACCAGGACGAUCGACUGGAUUUAUCCAGUUCUCAUCCAUCAACAACUGCAGAGCAAGAUAAAGAAGUCAAAGUUGUUACGUUGAGAUCCAGCAACCAUGAAGUACAAUGGUCCGAAAAAUCCAUGGUUGGACCAUCUUAUGGCAAUCAUGAACUGCUGGAACCAUCAGUGAGGAAUAUAAAGUCUGUUCCCAAGGACAGUGAACUUACCUUAGAGCGUUCAAGUCCAACAGAAGCAUUUUGGUCACCUGAAUCUGCGGGCAGUUUCAACUUCGAGGAAGAUGAAAUGAAAGAGAUAGAUGAAGGGUUACUAUCAGAACUAGAUACAGUUGGGGAUUUUAGAGUCAAAGAAGUUGAUGGUGAACAGCAGAUUAUGUUACAAAAUGGAGGAGUCAGUACCAGCGAACCACUAGUCAAACAAACAAGUUCCAACUUGCAAGAUGCGGGUACAGAGCAUACUCUUGAGAACACAAAGCAGUUGCCUGAAACAGUAGAUGAGGAUAUUCAUACCAGGGAGCUUCCCGUUCUAGAAGUUAGAUCGACAGAGGAUAUUGACAUGGCUUUCAAACAAUUGCAUGAAGGAGCUGAAGUUGAGGAGGUCAUCCUUCCAAGUACCAUUAAGCUGCAGCAGUCACUUGAAGACAAAGAUACAUUUGGAAGUCCUGAUGUGCAACCCUCCACACCCUUGCAAGUUAUUGAAGCUAGGUUUGUAGAUGAUAUUCAUGUUGCCUUGACGCAACAAGCUCCCAAGGGUAGCGACAAGAACCUCCCAGAACGAUCUGAUUCAUUACAAGUGACUACAGAGGGGACUUCCAUGACUGAGCUCCCAGUUCUUGAAGUUAGAACCGCUGAAGAUAUUGACUUGGCCUUCAAGCAACUGCACGAGGGAGCUGAAGUUGAGGAGGUCAUCCUUCCUAGUACAAUUAAGCAGCAGCAGUCACUUGAAGAAGAAAAUGAGUUUGGAAGCCCUAAUGCACAACCCUCUACGCCUAUGCAAGUUGUUGAAGCGAAGAUUGUCCAAGAUAUUGAUUUUGCUGUUAUGCAACGAGCUUCUAAGGGAAGUAGUCACAAGGAUCUUCCAGAACCAUCCAAUUCAGCAAGCAGGCAACUGAGUGAAGAUGACCUUUCUAUUUCUAAUAAAGAACUUCCGGUUCUUGAAGUUAAAACCGCUGAAGAUAUUGACUUGGCCUUCAAGCAACUCCAUGAAGGAGCUGAAAUUGAGGAGGUUAUCCUUCCCAGUGCAAUUAAGCAACAGUCACUUGAAGAUGAAUUUGGAAGUCCCAAUGUGCAGCCCUCUACACCCUUGCAAGUUGUUGAUGCAAAGUUUCUAGAAGAUAUCCAUGCUGCUGUGGGUCAACAAGCUUCUAAGAGCAGAGACAAGUGUACUCCACAACCAUCAGAAUCAACAGCUAUACAACCCUCUGAGAAGGAGAUUUUUAGCACAGAGCUUCCAGUUCUUGAAGUUAGGACAGCUGAAGACAUUGAUUUAGCCUUCAAGCAACUUCAUGAAGGAGCAGAAGUAGAGGAUGUCAUCCUUCCAAGUACAAUUGAGCAGCAGUCAGCUGAUGAUGAAUUUAGAAGUCCCAGUGAGCAACCCUCUACACCUUUGCAAGUUGUUGAAGCCAGAUUCCUAGAAGAUAUCCGAGCUGCUGUUAUGCAACAAGGCUCUAAAGGCAGUGACAGAGACUUUCCAGAAUCAUCUAUAACAGGCUUUCAAGUGACCACAGAGAAGGAGGAGAUUCACGACAAGGAGCUUCCAGUUCUUGAAGUGAGAACAGCUCAAGACAUUGACUUAGCUUUCAAGCAACUUCAUGAAGGAGCAAAACUCGAGGAGGUCAUUCUUCCCAGCUCAAUUGAGCAGCAGGCAGCAGCAGAGGAUGAAUUUAGAAGUCCCAGUGAGCAGCCUUCUACUCCUUUAGUAGCUGUUGAAGCCAGAUUUAUAGAAGAUAUCCACACUGCCAUUAUGCACCAAGUUUCUAAAGGUAGUGAAGGGGAGCUUCCAGAACCAUCUGAUUUUGUAGGCACACAAGUGAAAGCAAAAGAGGUUACUGACAAGGAGCUUCCAGUCCUUGAAGUUAGAACAGCUGAAGACAUCGAGGUGGCUUUCAAGCAACUUCAUGAAGGAGCAGAACUCGAGGAGGUCAUCCUUCCCAGCACGAUUAAGCAGCAGUCACUUGAAGAUGAAUUUAGAAGUCCUGAUGAACAACCCUCUACACCUUUGCAAGUUGUUGAGGCCAAACAUAUAGAUGAGAUUCAUGCUGCUGUGCAGGGACUUGCUUCUAAGAGCAGUGUCCCAAGCCUUCCAGCUCCUUCUGAUUCAGCAGAGUCGCAACCAACUGAAGAGCAUAUUUCUGGAAAAGUGCUUCCACUUCUUGAAGUCAAAACGGCUGAAGACAUUGAUUUGGCAUUCAAGCAGCUCCGUGAAGGAGCAGAAGUCGAGGAGGUCAUCCUUCCUAGCACAAUUAAGCAGCAAUCAGAAGAAUAUAAAUUGGGAAGUCCUAAUGAGCCACCUUCUACUCCCUUGCCAGUUGUUGAGGCAAGGUUUGUAGAAGACAUUGAUGCUGCAGUGAUGCAUCAAUAUUCUAAGGGAAGUGCCAUGGAGCUUCCAGAAGUUUCUGAUUCAGCAUUGGGACCAGCAGAAAGCACUCAAGCGGAUCAUAGUCAUCCGAAUGAUUCUAGGAAUCCGGAAGGAGAGCAAGUGCUUCCAGUUCUCGAGGUUAGAACUGCCGAAGACAUAGAUUUGGCCUUCAAGCAACUCCAUGAAGGAGCAGAAGUCAAUGAAGUCAUAGUUCCCAGUCAUAUAAAGCAGCGGUCACUUGAGGAAGAUGAAUUUAGAAGCCCCAAUGAGCAACCCUCUACGCCCUUGCAAGUUGUUGACGCGAGAUUUGUGGAAGAUAUCCAUACCGCCGUCAUGCAACAUGCUUCCAAGGAUAAUGACAACGAGGUGCAGAAAACCUUCUGAUUCUGCCAAAGAAAUGGCAGCCCGACUGGUUUGGAGACGAAUGGGCAACAACCCAGUUCAGUUGCUUCCCUGUCCGUGUUGUUUCAAGCAAUUCCAACAUGGAAGAUUAAAAACAAACGCAGAGCAAAAAAGAUGGAAUAUUUUGUGGGUUUGAGUUUUUCUCCCCCAUUUUUGGUUUAAUGGGGGUAUUCGUGAUUUUUUUUUGGCGGAGUAUUUUUGGCUUAGUGAUUGAUUGGUUUU